Messenger RNA from Racocetra persica, 748 nucleotides. The record is from the annotation of a GenBank genome assembly. Lineage: Eukaryota; Fungi; Glomeromycota; Glomeromycetes; Diversisporales; Gigasporaceae.
CGAUCAUCAUCCUCAAGCAAUCAAAAUCUAUUGUAUAAGCAACAAAAGAGGGAUGAUACUAUAACUUCAAUAACUCAUCUUUAUACCCUUCCUCGUGCAACUUUCUUAAUUAUAACACCACUUCUUACAUCAGUUACUCUUCAGGUUGCUCCUAAUUAUGUUGAACCUGUUUAUGGUAAUGUGUUUUCCUCGAUGUAUUUUGAUGAGGUUGCUUUAUCAAGUUUAGCUUUUGGAAUUCUAGUUGGAAUUGGAUUUAUUAUAAAAACAAAAUCGUUACCUCAAAUAACUAGAGAUAACGAAAUAACUAGUGCACUAAUAUCUGGAAUUGAUUGGUGUGGAAUAUUGUUUGCUUUAUCCCCGAUUAUUGUUAGGGCGUUAUUUCAUCUUAGCGGAUUACUAGGUCCUUAUUUAGGUCCACAUAUAACUCAAUUCGGCUUAGCUUAUCCGAUAAUGUUUUCGAUUGGGUUUCUUAAUGUCAUGGCUUGUGCAAGAUUAUCCAAGGAACAGCGUCGUCCGAUAUUUAGAUGGAUAACUUAUGUAAUAAUACACUUCACUAUCAUCACAACUUUAAUCUAUGUUCUGUAUAGUGUUACGACAAGAGGUAGAUCUUGUCGUCGAUUGUAUUUUUCUGGUUUAUUGUUGGCACUUGUUGGAACUGUAUUCAAGCUUUUAUGGUGUAUUUAUGGUGAAUUAAGUUUGGAAGAAGAUGCUAGUCAAAGACGUAAAACUACUCUUAAAGCUUCCUUAC